AUGUUUGGCCUCUACUCCGGCGACGUCAAAUCAUCCUUAGGUUAUGAUCAAACAACUCUCAAUUUGGUCAGCUUCUUCAAGGACUUAGGUUUCAACCUCGGAAUCAUAUCAGGACUAAUAAGCGAAGUCGCACCACCAUGGAUGGUUCUCUUGAUCGGCGCAGUCAUGAACUUUUCCGGCUACUUCAUGAUAUGGCUCUCCGUUACCGGACACAUAGCCAAACCUCACGUAUGGCAGAUGUGCUUGUACAUAUGGAUUGGCGCGGAUUCGCAAGCUUUUGCUAACACAGGCUGUCUCAUUACCUGCGUUAAGAACUUCCCGGAUUGCCGGGGAAUUGUUUUAGGCCUCUUGAAGGGUUUUGUAGGGCUAAGUGGAGCCAUCAUAACACAAAUAUACCAUGCUUUGUAUGGACACAAUUCUAAGUCUCUUAUUCUACUCAUAGUGUUAAAAAAUCGAACAUAUAUCGCAAUGGCUGAGCUCAGUGGAGGUGGUGGUCGUUGGACAGAUAUGAAGGGCUUCGGCUCAUAUGUGCUCACUGGCCGAUGGUUCACCAUCUUCGGCUCAAUCCUGAUCAUGUCCGUUAACGGCGCCACCUACAUGUUCGGCCUCUACUCUGGCGACAUCAAAUCAUCCUUAGGUUAUGAUCAAACAACCCUCAAUUUGGUCAGCUUCUACAAGGACUUGGGUGGCAACCUCGGAAUCAUAUCAGGACUAAUCAGCGAAGUCACACCGCCGUGGGUGGUUCUCCUCAUCGGCGCGGUCAUGAACUUUUCCGGGUACUUCAUGAUUUGGCUCUGUGUCACCGGACACAUAGCCAAACCUCAGGUAUGGCAAAUGUGCUUAUACAUAUGGAUUGGCGCGGAUUCGCAAGCUUUUGCCAACACAGGCUCUCUCAUUACAUGUGUUAAGAACUUCCCAGAUUGCCGGGGAAUUGUUUUAGGUCUCUUGAAGGGUUUUGUAGGGCUAAGUGGAGCCAUCAUAACACAAAUAUACCAUGCUUUGUAUGGAAACAAUUCUAAGUCACUUAUUCUUCUCAUAGGUUGGCUUCCUAGUCUUGUUUCAAUCUUGUUUCUUCAAACAAUUCGGGUUAUUAAGGUCACUCCACACUCGAAUCAGCUCAAUAUUUUCUAUAAUCUCUUGUAUAUAUCGCUUGGCCUCGCCAGUUUUCUAAUGAUCAUAAUUAUCAUGCAAAAUAGUCUCACUUUUUCUAGGGUUGAGUAUAGUGGAAGUGCUUUUGUUGUGCUUAUACUACUCUUUGUCCCGCUCUUUGUUGUUAUCAAAGAAGAGUUCAUUGUGUGGAAGAGCAAAAAACAAGUGGUAAAUGAUUCAAAUAAUUGUGAACUAAAAGUUGUCACUGAAAAUCCAAGUGCAGUACAAGUAGCACAGCCAGAGCCGCCACUGCCACCACCACCAACGCCGCCGCCGCCGCCCGAAGCUCCAAUAAGCUCAAAAAAGUGCUUUGGUUGCACGAGCAACAUGUUCAAGCCACCAGAGAGAGGGGAGGACUAUAGCAUUUUGCAAGCUCUCGUCAGCAUAGACAUGAUAGUUCUCUUCAUAGUGACCUCGUGUGGCAUCGGAGGGACAUUGACAGCAAUCGACAAUUUGGGUCAGAUUGGCAAGGCUAGAGGCUAUCCGAGUAGUAGUAUAGCCACAUUUGUAUCACUCGUGAGCAUAUGGAACUAUCUCGGACGAGUCAUGGCCGGUUUUGCCUCCGAUAUCUUCUUGGCAAAGUACAACUUCUCUAGACCCCUAAUGCUCACAUUUGUGCUUCUUUUCUCUUGUGUUGGCCAUCUUCUCAUUGCUUUCACCAUCCCAAAUGGACUCUACUUGGCUUCGGUGAUUAUAGGGUUUUGUUUCGGAGCUCAAUGGCCUUUAAUUUUCGCAAUCAUAUCAGAUAUAUUUGGCCUAAAGUACUACUCUACAUUGUAUUAUUUUGGGGCUGUGGCAAGCCCAGUUGGCGCUUAUAUUCUGAAUGUGAAAGUGGCUGGUCAUCUCUAUGAUAAAGAGGCAUUGAAGCAAAUGAAAGCGAAGGGGCUUAAGAGGAAAACCGGGGAGGACUUGGUGUGCACCGGCGAGGAGUGUUACAGACUAUCUUUCAUUGUGAUUGCGGUGACGACAUUGGUGGCGUGCAUUGUUUUGUUUAUUUUGGUGGUUCGAACAAGAAAGUUUUACAAAGGUGAUAUAUAUAGGAAAUUCAGAAUGGAUGCUAAGGCAGUGGAGACGUCUGACAUGGCUUCAGCCACCACCACCACCAAGGACGGCCAAUCUUGAUUGAUGGAUGGUCAAUGAGAAACUGUUAGUUAUAAUUUGAAAUUUACCAUCAUUCUAAAUAACUGUAGUAACUGUUAAUAUAUGUUUAAUGCAUGCAAGUUAAUUUGAUUAACUGGUUUUUGUUUUUUUUUUUACAAGAAGGACUUUUUACCGCGUGACACUUGCGUUGUAAAUAAUAGCCUGACCUACAU
This is a messenger RNA of Cornus florida, 2462 nucleotides long. RefSeq lists its product as uncharacterized. Gene Ontology annotation, cellular component: membrane. NCBI's taxonomy places the organism in Eukaryota, Viridiplantae, Streptophyta, Magnoliopsida, Cornales, Cornaceae. The record is from RefSeq and is a predicted model, not a curated record. Bases 1 to 2271 code for a protein of 756 amino acids. The transcript has 2 exons.